Drosophila elegans is the source of this 2100-nucleotide messenger RNA. It is a transcript of the gene Acsf3, whose product is annotated as malonate--CoA ligase ACSF3, mitochondrial. NCBI's taxonomy places the organism in Eukaryota, Metazoa, Arthropoda, Insecta, Diptera, Drosophilidae. Gene Ontology annotation, biological process: fatty acid metabolic process. Gene Ontology annotation, molecular function: medium-chain fatty acid-CoA ligase activity. The record is from RefSeq and is a predicted model, not a curated record. The transcript has 3 exons. Bases 133 to 1950 code for a protein of 605 amino acids.
UCGUUUUGGCUUCUCAAGCGAUAUCAUCUGAAAAUCGGAGCUAAAUUCAGCUCUCCGUACAAUCUACUCUAAUUAAGUGUUUUAGCGACUACACAACCCAAUUAAAUAACGAAAAACCAAAAAAAAAUAAAGAUGCUCUUACUGCGACGUUGUCCUAAAUUAAAACUGCGCCCUUGGGUUCGUCUUUGCUCUGCCGAAUUGAUCCAUAAGGAUGGAUUUAUCGAGAAGUUGCGCCACAGCUUCGACGAGGAUGAGCGCAGCAAUCUGGUGGUGCCCACUUUCAAGAAGGCCAUGCUCUAUCCGGAUGAGAUCGCCAUUAAGGACAUUACCGGGGAGUACACCUAUUUCCAGUUGUAUCUGGCCGCCAAACGUCUGGCCAUUCAGAUCUCGAAUAUAUGCGGCAGUAGCUCGCUGUCGAAUGUGACGUACUUGUGCUCGAACAAUGCCUUGUGGGUCGCCAUCCAGUGGAGCUGUUGGAUCUCCGGCCAGGUGGCGGUGCCAUUGGAGUCCGGUCAGGCGAUGGAUCAACUGCGUCUCCAAGCGUCCAACUGCAAGACCAAGCUGCUAAUAGCCACUCCGGAGUUCGAGAAUCUUGCCCACGAGUUGUCGCAGGGCCUGAAAUCGGCCACAAUCGUGCUGGAUCACGCAUUUGUGCCGACGGCCGAGAGUGUGUCCUCCACAUCGAUGUAUGCCAAACAGCUGGUGAGCACCCAAGGAGCCAUCCUCACGGAGAGCACCAUUCCGGGUGACUUUUAUGCCAAGGCGCCGGCCAUGCUGAUCUACACGCCCAAUGCGGUGAACAGUCCCAAGCCGGUGCUAUUGACCCACCGCAAUAUCGAUGCUCAGGUGCGUUGUUUGAUCGCCAGUUGGCGUUUGGGGCCCACGGACAGUAUGCUACCCAUACUAUCCAUGAAUCGGAUGCAUGCCGCCUUGGGUGCCGUACUAAAUGUGGGCGGCAAUGUGGUGCUGCAGCAAAAGUUUAAUGGGCAUAAUGCGUGGAGUGCUCUGUUGGGCAUUAAUAGUCCGUCCAAGCAGCGGGUCACCCUCUUUUUGGCCAUGCCCAUUGUCUACAAGAGACUGAUUGCGGAGUAUGAGAAGAUGUUCGCCAAGGAUUCGCGAAUGGUCGAUUAUAUUGCGAAUCAUUGCCGGCAAAAGAUCCGUUUGAUGGCCACCGCUUUUGCUCUGCUACCGGACUCGGUCUUCUACAGAUGGCGCGAGAUUACGGGUCAGAAUAUAUACGAAUACUAUGGAAUGAUGGAGACGGGUCUGGUCUUGGGUCAUACACUGGCUGAGCCCCAUCGUGAUCCCACAAAUACUUCAGCAGGAUCAGGAUCUCCGGGUCCAAGUAAUGUCGGCAAUGCGCUCAACGAUUAUCGUCCUGGUACUUUGGGUGCUCCUCUAAAAGGUGUUACAGCCCGAUUGAUCGGCAACAAUGGUAAUGAGUUGAUAACCUGCAAGAACGAACUCGGCGGAACUGUGGACCAUGGUCUUAUACAGGUGGAGGAUAUCGGUGGAGAUGCAUCGUUGGCCCAAACCGUAAUUGGUGAACUCCAGAUUGCCGGUUCGCAUCUGGUGUCCAGCUCCUUGGCCAGCAAUAAUCAGCCAAUCGAACAGGAACAGAAUGUCCAAGAUGGUUUCUUCAAGACCGGCGACAUUUGCGCCUAUCGAAAUGGGCAUUUUUAUUUCCUCAGCAAAGCCAGUGAUGUCUUCACCGUCGGCGGUUACAAGGUUUACGGAUCGGAGAUCAAAAAGGUCUUAAUCUCCCAUCCAAAUAUCAACGAUGUGGCUGUCCUGGGUAUACCCAAUAAGUUGUGGGGCCAUCGUCUGGGUGUUAUAUGCAUUGUUUCGCCGGAUGCGGAUAUAGAUUUGGAUGCAAUCAAGACGUAUUGCUAUCGCCACUUGCCGGCCCACAAGUGUCCCACCGUUUUCAAGACCCUGGUAUCCAAAUAGUAAUGUAAUUUAAUUGGCUUAAAACUAGUCUUAAGUCCCAUAACCACUCUCGCGUUUCAAGCUACAAAUUCAUGUGAUUUUUGCGCUGUUAUCCAAAAUAUCUUUCUUUGUAAUACAAAUAAUAAUACUUUAAAAUAAUUUCAAUUCAAA